AUGAAUUUUGAUGAAAUCCUCAGUCUAAUUGGAGGCUUUGGGAAGUUCCAGAAGAUCUUGUACAUAUGGAUCUGUCUACCUCAGAUCUUUCUGGCGUUCCACAUGCUGGUCUCCAUCUUCACUGGAGCUGUUCCUCCGCAUAUAUGCCGCUCCUCGUCGCCCUCAGCGGAUCUUCCCGCCUUUUCGAACUUUAACUUCAGCAAUUUGUCCAACGCUGAUGGUUGGCCUGAGCUGUCCUGCACGGUUCCCAUGAAUCACAGUGGUGCUGCAGCUCUUGCUGAUGGACACCCUACAGAAAGCUGCCGGGGCAGCUGGGAGUACAGCAAAGAGACUUUUGAAAGCACCAUAGUAACUGAGUGGAACCUGGUAUGUGACAGUGCCAGCCUGAACAACGUGGGCUCCUCAAUUUACAUGUUUGGCCUCUUAGUUGGAGCAGUUGUGUUUGGGAGCUUAGCAGAUAAGUACGGUCGCAGGAUCGUCAUUCUCUUGAACCUGGCUAUCCAAGCUGUUUUCGGGGUCGGUGCUGCUUUCGCCCCUAAUUUCUACGUCUACACUGCCCUUCGCUUUAUGGUUGGAACAUCCAUCUCUGGUGUCAUCAUGAAUGCCUUCGUCCUAGGUACAGAGUGGACGGGAUCCAAGCAGCGAAUGUUGGCUGGUAUUAUCACUGACUACUUUUUUGGCUUUGGCUACAUUCUGCUGGCCGGAGUGGCGUACCUCAUAAGAGACUGGCGUAAACUGCAGCUGGCUAUCUCAGCGCCUGGUUUCCUCUUCAUCUUUUACAUCUGGGUGUUGCCAAAGUCAGCUCGCUGGUUAAUGUCCAAUGACCGAAAAGAAGAAGCAUGGGAACUGAUCCAGAAAGCAGCGCAGAUGAAUGGGAAGCCGCUCAACAAAGAUUUUAAGAUGUGUCAGGUCUAUCAAAUUGAAGAUAAAACCGAGGAGAAGAAAAAGCACUCAUUCAUAGACCUUGUUCGAACCCCAAAAAUGAGGAAGCAGUCUCUGAUUGUGUUUUAUCUCUGGUUUGCCAACAUGCUGGUGUAUUAUGGCCUGUCUCUCAACAUUUCUGACUUUGGAAUGAACAUCUAUCUGACCCAGAUGAUCUUUGGCCUGGUAGAGAUGCCUGCACGCACCAUCACCCUGUUCACCCUCAACCGCUCUCGCAAGAUCUCCCAGCUGGUUUUCCUGGCUGUGGGUGGCACAGCCUGCCUGCUGACCAUCUUCAUCCCCAGCGACUUGUCUGUCAUUAAAACCGUGCUCGCAAUGAUUGGGAAGUUCGGGAUCACAGCUUCUCUCUCCAUCAUUUACGUCUACUCAGCCGAAGUAUUCCCCACUGUUAUCAGACAAAACGGGAUCGGUAUCGGCUCCAUGUGUGCACGGACCGGAGGAGUCCUGGCUCCUAUGCUGUACUUUCUGAGGAGCAUCAGUCCACACGCUCCCAUGGUGCUGUGUGGCCUCUGCCCCCUGCUGGGCUCUGCUCUCACCCUGAUGCUACCAGAGACAGCCAAUAAGCCGCUGCCUGACACCAUCCAAGACGUGGAGGGACCCAACCUCAGUGAGGAGGAUGGCGGAUUGAAGCCAGUCAUCUUUGAGACCUCUCUGAGGAAAACAGACGUCGUCAGCAGCACCAGGACGGACUAA
Messenger RNA from Plectropomus leopardus (leopard coralgrouper), 1635 nucleotides. Its product is annotated as organic cation transporter protein. The record is from RefSeq and is a predicted model, not a curated record. Gene Ontology annotation, cellular component: membrane. Gene Ontology annotation, molecular function: transmembrane transporter activity. Lineage: Eukaryota; Metazoa; Chordata; Actinopteri; Perciformes; Serranidae. Gene Ontology annotation, biological process: transmembrane transport.